Messenger RNA from Klebsormidium nitens, 1979 nucleotides. Lineage: Eukaryota; Viridiplantae; Streptophyta; Klebsormidiophyceae; Klebsormidiales; Klebsormidiaceae. The record is from the annotation of a GenBank genome assembly.
CAAUUUGCAUUUGUGUGAAAACUUAGCGAGCUGACACUUUCAGUGAAAGAAGAGUGAGAGUGGCAGGACUCAGGUGUCAGGAGAAUCAGAUGCCACUUCCGUUUUCUUGCAGAACGCACGGUCCUUGUGAAAGGUGCGCCUACAUUGAGAUAUGGUACUGAGAACAAGAGCGGGGGAGAUGAGAAGGGGCUGCUUUGUAGCUUAUUGGCUUCACUUCAAUUGUGCCAGAAGCGGACCUUGAUAGCUGUGCCACAAAAAGUGUACAUUAUUAUUGAGCUUCAUGCAUUGAUGGCUUGAGACGCCGCUUGACAGUACCUGCAUCUGACUAGUGCUAUUGAGUUGGGUGGCAGCCAACAAUGAAUGAUGCAACGCCGUUCAGCAUUCCGGUAGUGCCGGAAGCAGAGCCCGUGAAGUCGCGCUUCAAGGGCAUCUUUUACAUCCACAACAAAUGGCGCAUUCGUAUGAAACGCAGCUCGCACGAGCAGCUCGACAUUGUGGGGCCUGAGGUGGAGGAGGAGGCCGCCAAGCUGCGGGACAAGCUGGCCUACAAGGUGUGUGGCGACAAGGCGGACCUCAACUUUGAGCUGACGGAGGACGAGCGCGCCGAGCUGGACUCCAUUGACGAGGACGAGUUUGUGGCAGCCGUCAAAUGGGAGGCUACCAAGCGCUCCUUCCACCGGGGGUCCUCUCGCUACAAGGGGGUCACCUACCGGCCAGAGACGCGGAAGUGGCGAGCGCAGAUCAAUCGUGACGGCAAAGUCCUGAAGCUGGGGGAGUACCACACAGAGGCGGCGGCCGCGCUGGCGUACGACCGCGCCAUGGUGGAGCGCGACGGGCCAGACUCCCUGACCAACGCCAAGGUCUUUGGCCAGGCCCUGCUCGACGAGGCGGCGCUGGAGGGGCUGGCCGCCGCCAAGUACAGCCGCAGGGACCGUCGCAGCGCCCCACGAGAGCCACGGGACAAGCGGCGGCCCCGGCGCAGCAAGGCCCAGAUCGCGACGGUGUGCGCGCUGGAGGCCCCCCUGGAGGCGUCGCUGGGCUCGUUUGGCGUGGCCAGCCAUGAGGCGCUGUACGAGGUGGCGCCGGCGGGGGUGCCCACGACGCUGGAGGCGCUGCUGGACAGCAGCAGCGAGCGGCGCAACCAGCUGUGGGGGCAGAUGCAGAAGCUGGGGGCGGGCCUCGCCGACCCCACCACGCGCCGAGCAGAGGAGGUGCGGCUGCAGCUGGCGGGCAGCCUCGCGCAAGAAGCGUUCCUGCAGCUGCGGCUGGCGCAGCUCAAGGGGAGACAGCCGCAGUUCGCGGUCACCGAGGAGGAGCCGUUCAUCAAGGAAGCCAAGCGGAAACGGGGUCGUCGGGGUGUGAUAGACGCAGGGAUAGAAGAGGGCUAUCCGGGCUUGAAGCUAGACCAAUCGCACACAGUUUACCAGGCAGUCGAGCAUCAUCCGCCACCCAUGAUGAUGCACUAUGACCCGCAGCAACAACACCAGAUGAUGCUUCUGCACCAUGGGACACACUUUGGGGUCAUGCCGCACCUGCCGCAGGGUCUGCACCAUCCGCAACUUUGAGCCGCUGGCAACUGGCAAGCAGUGUUGUUAUAGAGAAGUCAAAGAACAUUGAAAGGUAUUUUUGAGGUCCAUCAGAGUCACGCGAGGCAGAGCCGCUGUUUGUAUGAAGCAUAAAUCAACCUGUAGAAUUGACCGGACUGCCUAGGCAUGUGAAACGUGUAGUAGCUUCGGCAUAGGUGGUGUAAAUAUGUACUAGCCUAGCCUAGUGACUCCGAUAUACAAGAUUCAGCACGGCAAAACUGAAAGCUAACCUUAGAUCUUGAGUUGGAGAUUCACGCUUACGAAGUCUUCUAGGAAGGCUCCGAUGGAGCCCUGGCCCUCGCAGUCAUAUGUGGUACUGAGAUGGCCUCCGGGCUUGGCAUGCAGACGACUGGAUAAUUGCAUUUAGGGGGCAAAGAAUGUUCUUACUAAGGC